CCAAGGACAACCUCAACCACCAACACCAUGUGUGGCAGCUACUACGGAAACUACUAUGGCGGUCGUGGCUAUGGCUGCUGUGGCUACAGAGGCCUGGGCUAUGGCUAUGGAGGCCUGGGCUGUGGCUAUGGAGGCCUGGACUGUGGCUACGGAGGCCUGGGCUGUGGCUAUGGAGGCCUGGGCUAUGGCUACGGAGGCCUGGGCUGUGGCUAUGGCUCCUGCUAUGGCUGUGGCUUCCGCAGACUGGGCUGUGGCUAUGGCUGUGGCUAUGGCUAUGGCUCCCGCUCUCUCUGUGGCUGUGGCUAUGGCUGUGGCUCAGGCUAUGGCUCUGGCUUUGGCUACUACUAUUGAGGACACCACGGAGACUCUCUCCCUCUGCAUCUGUGACAUUGGGAUUCACCAGUUCUGAAAUCCACAUGUUCUGUGCCU
Lemur catta (Ring-tailed lemur) is the source of this 429-nucleotide messenger RNA. RefSeq names its product keratin-associated protein 6-3-like. NCBI's taxonomy places the organism in Eukaryota, Metazoa, Chordata, Mammalia, Primates, Lemuridae. Gene Ontology annotation, biological process: keratinization. The coding region runs from base 28 to 351 and encodes 107 amino acids. The record is from RefSeq and is a predicted model, not a curated record. The transcript has a single exon.